Messenger RNA from Anopheles coustani, 4491 nucleotides. It is a transcript of the gene Ube4B, whose product is annotated as ubiquitin conjugation factor E4 B. Gene Ontology annotation, cellular component: ubiquitin ligase complex; nucleus; cytoplasm. The transcript is spliced from 6 exons. Bases 325 to 4095 code for a protein of 1256 amino acids. The record is from RefSeq and is a predicted model, not a curated record. NCBI's taxonomy places the organism in Eukaryota, Metazoa, Arthropoda, Insecta, Diptera, Culicidae. Gene Ontology annotation, molecular function: ubiquitin-ubiquitin ligase activity. Gene Ontology annotation, biological process: protein polyubiquitination.
GACAAAGCCAGGAGGCAAAGAGGAAAGGCUCGCACGAUCCAUUUGUGAACUCGUUUCAUUGUUGAUUCGAUUUCGUUGGAUCGCAGAAUCGAAUCGUUUCUCUUUGUAACAUAAUCAUAAGUACCAGUGACAUCGAUUAGCAGAAAAGUGAAUCAAAAGUGAAUUGGACUGCUGUAAUCACCAUAAAACCCGAGUGAACAACUGCUGUGUGCAAUUAGCUGUUAUUAGCGAAAACAAUAAGUGACAACGAAGGCUAGUUUGGGAAGUGAAAAAGCUUCUAGUUUCAGUUUGCCAGCAAAAGGUUUAGUGGUUCGUACUGACACCAUGGAGCUAACGCCAGAAGAGAUAAGAGCACGGCGUUUAAGGAAGUUGGAAGCCAAAAAUAAUAGAAACGUGUCCAACAAUGUGACUCCAUCUGUACCCGAACCCCCAACUGCCGGAAGCACUACGGCAACAGAAGCAACAGAAACGACACAAGUACCGAUCGCAGAUCCUCAAGCGACCGUAAAUACCGAUCCUGAGCAAUCGGGAACCACGAGCAGCAAUAAUAAUGACAGCGUCAGUGUUGAUAGUGAAAGCCCACCGGGGGGUAGCAGUGCGGACCAAAAGACGGAUUUAAUUCUUCCCGAAAAGAUUGAAGCUUCCCUGAUACUUCGCGGUGGCUUCGACGCGGUCGGCCAGUCGCAACAGCAGAAAGCGAAAGCUUCUGUCCCCACACCGGCUGCAAUAGGGACAACAGCCACUACAGCUGCUCAUCGGAUGAAGUCGGCCCCGCCGCCGGCUGUGGUACCAUCGCCUAAUGCCUGGGCGUACAAAAAACGAUCGUCGUCCGAUCAUGUAGGUUCAAAAAAAGAAAACGAUCAUGUCGGCGCUGGCGCACAGCCGGGAAACGUUCCUCCGGAGCAGGAUACGCAAACUUCGGCCGAAGAUGAACUGCUGCAAAUAAUGCUGCGCAUCAUGAAGAUCAACAGCAAAGCCAGAUACUCCAAUUCGCGCUUCACUAUCGACUCGGAAAUUCUCGAAAACGCGAUCGAUUUGCUGAACGGGCAGCGUUACGCGGAGUUCUGUGCCGAGGUUAUGAUAGAGAUCAUAAAAGAUAUUUACUACGGCAAGCUGAUCGAACCAUCGGGAGAGGGUAGCGAUACGGGGCGAUUGUCCGACAGCUGGAGCUCUAUCCCCAGUAAGAAGGUUAAGCCGAUUAUGCUGGACGAGGUGGUUCUGAGUAGUAGCACUGUACGUGCCACCGCAAGCAACAAUGCGACCACCACACCGAUGGACAUUGACGGCGGCGAAGCGGAAGAAGACGUUGCGCCAUUCUGCUCGUCGAAGCCUUCGAUGAAGGCGUUCGCCAACAAUCGAGUGGCGGCUCUAGAGUAUCUAAUCGGCUGCUAUCUACGGUCGAACGAGGAACUUUACAGCUACACCAAGGUAAAAAAGAGUAAAAAAAUGUACCUCUCGGAGACACUGUCCUCCGUGACCGCCGUGGUGCGCCAGCAGGCCCUCAAGUAUGCCAUACUGGUGCUCAAAAACACCUUUCAAAACUUCUGUGGAAAUGGUGAUAUCGGUGGUACUGGCGGAACUGCCGCGAGUGGUACGAAAGGAACGAUUGCCGGAAGUACGGCGCUUGAAAAAUCGCCUCUCCUAACGCUCAUGUACGAGAAUAAGGUGUCGGCCGAUUUUAUGUCGAACCUGAUGGCGGAAAGUCGUAGCUCGGAGGGAGAGGAAGAUUUUCGAGUGAUUUUCAAUGCCGUGCUGGACGACUUGUUCAUCGACAUGCAGAAUGCGAUUUGCAAUGAAAAUAUCGUUGCCGAUCCACUGAACCGACUGAAGGAGCUGAUCGAAACGCGCGUCGAUAACACGAAUCCCAUUUGCCUGCUGAUCGUGGAGCAUAAGAUAUUCCUGACGGCGUUCACCCCCGACAAGUACUUCGCCCGGGAGAUCUCCAAGGUGUCGUACUUGGCACCGUUCCUCUCACUGUCGGUGCUGUUGGAUGAAAACCCCAAAUUUGCCAGCCACCAUUUUUCGGAGAACGUGUGCGAUCGGACGCUGGCAAACUCGUUUCAUGCAAUUCUCAGUAGCACGCGCAAGGUGCUGCACUCGAUCUUCCUGGUGUUGCUAUCGAACCAGUACAGCCGGUUCGAGAUGCUGAACUACAUCGCCGCAAUCCUGAAGUCUAACGCAAAGCGAAUACAAUACAAUGCGGACGAUCGGUUCCUAGCGAAGGACGGGUUCAUGCUAAAUUUUAUGUCGGUGCUCCAGUUGCUGUCGGUGAAAAUCAACCUAUCUCGCAUCGACCCGCUGUACCCGCACCACCCGGAGAGUCUGGUGGAGAUCGAGGACGAGACGAAGCUUAAGUUCUCUUCCCAGGAGUACACCGACUGGCUCCGGAACCUGCAAGACGUGAAGGAAUGGGAGCAGCACAAGUUCGUCACGCACUGCUGGUUUCUGACGCUGCAUGCGCACCAUCUCGGCAUCAUCCCGGCCAUCCAGCGCUACAAUAAGCUGCUCCGCGCGACCAAGGAACUGCAGCGCAUGGUCGAUGAGCUGAACGCUACCAAGACGCAGUGGGAAAAUACUCCGUUGGCCCGCCGCAACAAGCAGGUACGGGAUCGGUGCGUGAACCAAAUCAACAAGCUCUCGAAGGCGAAGCUCAGCUGCGACAUAGCGAUCAUAGACCCGAAUGUGCUGAGUGCGUGCAUGCAGUUCUACUCGUCCGUUUGCGAGUAUAUGCUGUAUCAGAUCGAAAAUCGACCGAUUGAUGGACCGUUCACCAACAAGCAACAUCCGUCGACGCUGGUGGCGAGUGAAAACUUUUGCGCCCUGCCCGAGUGGUACAUCGAGGAUAUUGCUGAUUUCAUCCUUUUCUGUAUGCAACAUAGCAUCAGCGUUAUCGACUAUGUGGACAAUUCGAUCAUCACCUGGAUUCUCACGUUGGUCUGUGCGCCACAUCUGAUCAAAAAUCCCUACAUCACUGCCAAACUGAUAGAAGUCCUGUUCGUAACUUCUCCAACCAUACAGACCACCUCGCCAAGGCUGUAUUUACAGAUAAUUAAUCAUGAACUUGCUCAGACUGCGUUAGUAAGUGCACUUAUGAAGUUUUAUACCGACAUCGAAACGACAGGGCAAAGUACUGAAUUUUAUGACAAAUUUACAAUAAGAUACCACAUAAGUCAUCUAUUCAAGGGACUUUGGGACAGUGGCGUGCACCGGCAGGCGAUUGUGAACGAGUCGAAGAGCGGCAAGCAGUUUGUGAAGUUUGUCAACUUUUUCCUAAACGACACGACCUACCUGCUGGACGAGUGCUUGGAGUACCUCAAGCGCAUCCACGAAACGCAGGUGCUCAUGAUGGACGAUGCCGGUUGGAACGCGCUGACCCAGGAAGCGCAACAGAGCCGCCAGCGGCAGCUAGUGCAGGACGAGCGUCAGUGCCGUUCCUACCUCACGCUCGCGCGUGAAACCGUCGACAUGUUCCACUAUAUGACGAUCGACAUCAAGGAGCCAUUCCUGCGCCCGGAACUGAUCGAUCGGCUGAGCUCGAUGCUCAACUACAACCUGCAUCAGCUGUGCGGACCCAAGUGCAACGAUUUGCGGGUCCGCCAUCCGCACAAGUACGGCUGGGAACCGCGACGUUUGCUUGGGCAGCUGAUCGACAUCUACCUUCACUUGAGCUGUGAUGAGUUUGCCGCCGCACUUGCGGCCGACGAGCGGUCGUUCGAGAAGCGGUUCUUCGAGGAUGCUGCCAACCGGGUCGAACGGAUUGCCGUACGGCCUCAGGCAGACGUGGACGAGUUCCGGAAGCUCAUCCGUAAGGCAGCGGAAAUUUACGUGAAAAAUCAGGAAAAUGCCGAUGAAUUUGCGGAUGCACCGGACGAUUUCAAGGACCCACUGAUGGACACACUGAUGACCGAUCCUGUGGUACUGCCAUCGGGCACCGUUAUGGACCGUGCGAUCAUUACUCGCCAUCUACUGAACAGCAGCACUGAUCCGUUCAAUCGUCAACCACUGACAGAAGACAUGUUGCAACCUGCAACGGAACUCAAGGAACGCAUUCAAAAAUGGAUCAAAGACUAUCGGGCGCAAAAGAAAUCCAGUUGAAUGACCACAUGGAUUCGGAACAGAGACGCAAAUUGAUGUAGCUGCUUCUACCCCCUCUCUUGCUGUCCCAACCUGGUCCCGUUCAAUAUUCUUUAAAAUAAUAGUCUUUUAAAAAGAUACAAAGAUUCGCUAUGAAAACGGUAGUAUGGGAACCCCCAAUUUGAAGCCAGAAUUCUCAGAGUCGCUUAUGUUAAUGUACUGCACAUGAUAAACGAAAUUAUUAAUCCCAAUGUUUUCUGUCACAUUCUCUCACUCUACGAUGCUGCACAGAUACAAUAGUCUACGCAACUAACAUGAAAUAGUAGUGUACGAAAAAAAAACAAUACAAAACAUAGCAAAUAUCUAUCAUUCAAAUGUAUAAUUGAACAGGAUCGACAACAUCUCAUUUCUUCGGAU